This is a messenger RNA of Marmota flaviventris (yellow-bellied marmot), 2087 nucleotides long. RefSeq names its product Scm polycomb group protein like 2 (gene Scml2). Gene Ontology annotation, molecular function: histone binding; chromatin binding. Gene Ontology annotation, biological process: negative regulation of DNA-templated transcription. The record is from RefSeq and is a predicted model, not a curated record. Lineage: Eukaryota; Metazoa; Chordata; Mammalia; Rodentia; Sciuridae. Gene Ontology annotation, cellular component: nucleus.
GAACACCAGGAAGUCAUACAAUGGGACAAACAGCAAAUGAAGAUUCAAUGGAAGUCAAGAAGGAGAGUCAAGAGAAAACUCCUCACUCAAGCACAUCAUCUGUGCAAAAUGAUGAUUUUCAGUGGGACAAAUAUUUGAAAGAGACUGGAUCUUUAAGUGCUCCUGCAGAAUGCUUCAGACAGUCUAAGAUUCCACCAGCAAAUGACUUCAAAGUUGGUAUGAAAUUGGAAGCUCGUGACCCUCGCAAUGUUACUUCAGUAUGUAUUGCUACAGUUAUUGGAAUUACUGGGGCCAGAUUACGUUUACGACUGGAUGGCAGUGACAACAGAAAUGAUUUUUGGAGACUUGUCGAUUCCCGGGACAUACAGCCUGUUGGGACAUGUGAAAAAGAAGGAGACUUACUUCAGCCUCCACUGGGCUACCAGAUGAAUGCAUCAUCAUGGCCGAUGUUCCUUUUGCGAACACUGACAGGAUCUGAAAUGGCACCUGCAACUUUCUUUAAGCAGGAACCACCAAAGCCACCCAUAAAUAAUUUUAAAGUGGGGAUGAAACUGGAAGCUAUUGACAGAAAAAACCCAUACUUGAUCUGUCCUGCAACCAUUGGAAAUGUUAGAGGAGACGAAGUUCAUAUCACGUUUGAUGGAUGGAGUGGAGCAUUUGAUUAUUGGUGCAAGUAUGAUUGUCGAGAUAUUUUUCCAGUUGGGUGGUGCUGCCUAACAGGAGAUGUAUUGCAACCACCAGGAAAUAGUGUUCCUAUUGCAAAGAACAUAGGAAAAACACAGUCUUCUUCUUCCAAAGCGGCCCAGCAGUCAAUGCAGCCUCCACAGAAAACUGCUAUAGUACAACCAACGCAGCAGGUCAAGAAAUCAGGUCGAACUAAAUCACCUGGACAUACUUCAGUCUCCAAGAAGGGCAGUUCUCUUAAAAAUCCCACACCAAAGAAAAAAGGCUCAGGAAAAAAGGAGAAAUGUAUUCCUGUGUUGUGUUCAACAUCUUCAGCUUCUCUAAGUUCUCUGUCCAGAAACCGUGGUAGUUCAUAUGAUACGGAUGCCAUUCCUGGGACAUCUAAAAUAGUGAUGUCUACAGUCUGUGUCUAUAUAAACAAACAUGGAAACUGUGGUCCACACCUGGAUCCGAAGAGAAUCCAGCAGCUACCUGACCACUUUGGCCCAGGCCCUGUAAAUGUGGUGCUCCGUCGGACUGUGCAGGCCUGUGUGGAUUGUGCCUUUCAGUCUAAGACUGUUUUUGGAUAUCUUAAGCCAGAUAAUCGUGGAGGAGAAGUGAUAACUGCCUCUUUUGAUGGGGAAACUCAUUCCAUUCAGCUUCCUCCUGUGAAUAGUGCAUCAUUUGCUCUUCGCUUUCUUGAGACUUUCUGCCACAGCCUGCAGUGUGAUAACCUUUUGAGCAGCCAGCCUUUCAGCUCCUAUAAAAGGAAUAUUCAUAGCCCUACAGAGCUUGAUAAAGAUAAAUCAGUGAAAGAGGAAAUAACAGGAAAGAAAAGCAUCAAACGAUCUCCUCAGCAACCUGUACCUUGUAGUGUUCCUGUCUCUCCUAAGCUGCUCAAAACAAAGAUGCAUGCCUCUAAAGAAGAAUUACUAUCUCCUGAGGGAGAGGGCAUGCCCAAAGAGGAAAAUCUCCCUGGAGAUUCUUUGAAUCCUGCCUGUAGAAAUCUUAUGCAAACUUCAUUCUACAAGGAUUUUCCUCAGAAUGUACCAGGCACCUCAAGUUCGACACUAGUUGGGACCAAAUCAUCUCCCAAGAGCAGUUACUCUGAAGAUAAAUUCCAAAUGCAGAAGAAGAGUGAAGCUCCAAGUUAUAUAGCUGUACCUGACCCCAGUGUCCUGAAUCAAGGCUUCUCUAAGGACCCUUCAACCUGGUCUGUGGAUGAAGUGAUACAGUUUAUGAAACAUACAGAUCCUCAGAUAUCAGGCCCCCUCGCCGACCUCUUCAGGCAACAUGAAAUUGAUGGGAAGGCUCUGCUGCUACUGAAGAGUGAUGUGAUGAUGAAGUAUAUGGGGCUGAAGCUGGGACCAGCAUUAAAGCUAUGUUACUACAUUGAAAAACUUAAAGAAGGAAAAUAUGAUUGA